AGACGAGAGGAUUUCUCAUUUUCGCGAAGACGCGCGUUGCUUUUCUUGCGUUCGCGUUUUUGUAACGUCGUCGUAGAGCACCGGUUGGUACAUACAAACGACAAAAUUCCCUUCAUGGAAUCAAUAAGAUGCACGUGUGAAGGUACCGCGUUGUCGAAUAAUCACGCGCGCUACGAAAGUAAAUACGAUUUCUCUCGCAUCACGGAUAUGUUCAUCGGACGAACUCGGUGUUCCAGCUCGCGGCCGAUUUUCUCAUAUUGUUCUCUCUUUUGCGUUAUUGAAAAUCGAAAUAUUUCAAGAAAGACCUCUCGCGAAGUGUUUCCGCGAGAAUUUGGUCGGGAUUUGCAGUAACUUUAGUCACAUCAAGUGGAAAAACGAAGGAGUACUUGGAGGCUUGCCGAACUUUGGAGAGGAGAAAUUGCCAGCAUUGGGAAAUUUUGAGUGGCACUUAGAAAUAGUCCAAUACUUGGACCGUGCAAUAAUUAUUUCGCUGCAUCGGCAGAAUUAAAAUUGUCACGCCGUCGUCUUUGUUAUAAAGCUAUUUGGCGCCUCAAUGAAAUUGAAAAAACUUGCGAAACUUUAAAAUGCUUUGUGACAUCCAGAUAGCAGAAUAAUAAUAGAUGGAGAGUAACAAUUAAAAAGUGCAGGCAGUCGAGAGGAAAUAUCAAAAAAGAAAGCGGAAGGAGAAAAGAUGAAAAGCAAGAGUUAUUACUCGCGAUCGAGCGAGCAUUUUAAAUGUUUGGAUUGAAAGAGAGGAAAAUCGAACUGCAGAAAAAUUGAGGAGAGGGCAAUUAAGGAGGAGAGAAUCGGGUAAGGGCCGAAUGGGAAUCGAAACGUGAAAAGGUAGAAACGAAUUCAAGUGGAUGAUUCGGCUGAGGUUCGUAUAAAGUGGAGGAAUAGAAGUGAAGAGAACAGGAUUUUAUUCGGUGUUUUGUGAAAAUAUAUAUCUGCGUAGUGAUUAAAAUAAAGGCCGCCGAAAAUUUGAUUAUUUUAGACUGAAAAUCGGCGCUAAUUAACACAAUUGUAUAAUUAUUUAAAUUGAAUUUCCGAGAGGAGCGCUGAGUUUUUCGACGCGUAUUAGAGAGAGAUAUUUUAAAGAUAUUUCAGCGAAAUUAGAUCAGAAAUUGUGAGGUAAACUUAUGGAUGAAUAUCGUACUUUAGGAAAUUCGGUUAAUUAAAAGUCCGCCGAUUAUUUUUUAAUCGGUGCUUCUAUAAAGUACUGAUUAAGUAUCAUAAUGAUACUAUAGUAGUAGUAGUAGUAAUAUUAUUUAGUUCCUUAUCAAGAAUAAGUGUAACAGCCAGACUUCCGCAAUACGGAAAGAGCGACAGUGAAACUCAUCGAAAAUUCAUCCGGCGUUUUGCGCAACUCGAGGAAUAAAUUGCGACCAAACCAAGAGGGAUCGUUGGAAAUUCAUUCGGCAUAUCAGAUUCUCGCGUAGAAGCGAAGUAAUUAAAGAAAACCCGUGAGAAUGUUUAGGCAACCACGAAGAAGGAUAAUUGAAAAUUCAUGUAACGUUUUAGCUCCUUUUUCUCUUCGUGAGAGGUAUGAAGGAAAAUAAUUGGCGGUCCAUUGGACGUCUUAAUUGACUGCGUAGAGAAAAAAAAACACUAAGAAGGAAGAUAUUAGCUUUGAUUCCCGAAGAGAAAGAGGCGAAAUUCCAAAUGAUCGAAUAAUAAUGAAAUUAAUUUGGUAUAUUUGAGCGGGAAUUUAAAUGAUUGAAUUAAAGAUUUAAUCGGCUACUUGGCGCGAACUCGAAUUAGAAGGUGCGAACGAAUCGCUUUCGACAAGUCAUUUGAACCAAUAUUUUAUUCGAUUUCGAGGGAAACAUAUAAUGCAGUGAAAAAUCGAUGAGCAGAGAAAACGGGGGAGUUAAGGAAACGCGUGAGAAAUGUCACUGAAUGUGAAAAAUUAUUCGUAACAAAAUCCAACAAUCUCGCACUCGACAAGUAGAGGAUGCGUCGUUCGUGAAGAAGACUGUUAAGGCAGGAAGAGAAAAACAGUCGAAAAGAGAAAACGUGGAAAACUAAAGAAAUUCCGGAACCUGUCAAACGAUUCCAAGUACCGCGGUCUUUCCGUUCGGUAAAAAUCGAUCAUUGAGAAAUAAAAUCUUUCAUCGGUUUGUUUUGCGCGGAAGCUACCACAGAAAAUAUUAAUUCGGUAUCGAAAGUCCUUGACAGAGAAUAAAAUCUACCCACGUUCGAAAAAAGAGUGGGCGGAGGAUCGUCGGAAAGGGGAGGCGUGCGAAGUCGUUUAGCGAAACUGAUUUACGCGGAAUCUACACUCUGGGAAUUUUCAGUAUCCCCAGCAUCGAUCGAGCCCUGCUACGCCCUGCAUUUCCGACACGUCGACAAACGAUCGCGAGAGAUCACGAGAAGCUGCACCAAAAAUCCGCCGUUCUCGCUACUCGGGGCGGAACGUGAUCGUACUUCAGGAAGUCGCCGAAAAGUCAGGCAUCGUUUUAUUUGCCCUUUUCCCACAUAACGCCAGUGAAUAGAAGUUCUGUGAAAGGGGGUGAGCACGAGAAGAACACCGGGGGAAAGAUUGCAAUUUCCGGUCGGCCACGUAACGUUAAAUUCAUUGCGUCGGGAACGUAAUCCUGAGGGACGAGCGCGCGUAGGGCAUUCUGAAUCGAGAUUUCUUGUGGAUGACUUAGGGCACAAACGCGCGUCCCACGGCGCCGUUCGUUAAGGAUAACACGUGAAGGAUACACUUGAACUCUCCGCCCUUUUUCUCCAUUUAUCGGUACGAUCGGUACGGAAAGACGACGAGAAAGUACCAGUGCGAAGAACAAAUGGAAGAAUCCUGACUCGCGACACGAAUCGUAAAUAGGCGAAAAUGUGAUUGUCAGGAGGACUUAUGUUCUGUCGAGCAUACGUUUUGUCACAGUGGAUUAUAAGGAACAGUCGACAUAAGCGAGAGUCUUGCGAAGAUCUAGUGAAGCAUAUAUAAUGUGGAAGCGAGGUGAGAAUUGAAGGAAUUUAAUCGAAGUGUGAUAAGAAAAAAAAUAAUUUUCACUACAUCUCUUUCUUUCUCUUUCUCAUCAUUUCCGAAGUUGUUAAAUAUAGAAACGACGGAAGCAAUCUGAUUUUUUUUGUCUUAAUAAGCAACCAUUUAUACACACUUAUAAUGGAGAUUCUCUCGGCGUAGAAAAGAGUCGGUAGUUGAGAAAUAGGAAUUUUUAUUCGACGAAAGAUCGUGAAAUAUUCGUUACUGAGUUGAACUGGAAUGUAGUCUCAGCCGCAAAACAAGCAACAAGAAUUGUUAAUCCGGUAUCACUCAACGUCGAGAGAGGAGCAAUAUUUAAGAGAAAAAUAAUUUUUAUUCGUAGGAUCACGUAGGGAUCGCGAUCAUAAUCUGUUCGUGCAGAAGCAUUCGAUCGUGCGUGUUCAAAUGUGAAAGUUCAAAGCGUUCCGAAGACACCAAUAAAAAGAACGUAUCUUUUUUAGCGAGGCAUGACUUGGAAAUUGGUUUAACGACAGUAUAUUGUAAACCGUCAGCUUUUUUUCGGCUAAAUUGGAACAUUUAUUAAAGUUUUUUGAUAUUAUAUCUAUUAUUGCUGCGAGAGAAAUGUAUCGAUCUUAGAAAACACGAGAUAUCUUUCAUUCUGAAAUUUUUUGUGUGGAAAAAGAGUUUCGUGUACUUCUGCAGAAUUUGUAUAUUUGCUAAGUAUCGUAGGCAAUUAGGACUUCACCAUCGAUUUAUAUAAUAGGAAGACUCGCCUACAGCUUCCUGGAGGCACUUGGUCGCAUUUUAUCAAACUAGGAAUCGGGAAACGAGGUGAAAUCAUCAGAAAAGGAGUACGGUACUUAACGAGUCGUUUCGACGUCGUAAAAUUCGUGGUAAACGCCAGUCAACGAUCGCGCCUAAUAGAGGCGACGACGCUGUUUUCAAUUCCCGUCGGGAUAACGUCUCUCGAGCGGAACGAGCGACGGAAAACUUCCGUCGGAUUCGAUUUCGUAACGGGAGGAGAAGCACCCUCGCGGGUGGUUGCAGCCGAAGACGAUGGUAGAGGUGGGUUACGGGGUAGGUACGUGAUCGUCGUGGGAUGGCUUAUGCGGGGGAGUGAAAAGUGCAGUCAAAGCAGUAUAGCGUGGCUAAAACCUCCGGAAGAGAGAUUGCAGGCCGCUGCAGACUUUGAUAUAUCCGCGGCGAGGGAAAAAAAAGAGAGGGAAGAAAGAGAAAGAAAGAAAGAGAGAGAAAGAGAAAGAUAUAUGCUGCGAUAGAAGAGAAACCAAGAUCAAGCGGUGUCAGCGCAUCAGGGGAUGCCAGCUACGUUCCCUUUCCUAUAUUGCUGCUACAUUGUCUUUUUUUUUAGGAAAACGCUAAUGGAUCGAUGGUACGUGGAACGUAUGACAAUACAAAACUCGAUGACGGACAAUUAGGGCGAUUUUAUCAUCAACAGUUUCCGUCAAGGCUCUGACCUUCUGCGCGUUGCGUCAGCGGGAUCGCGCGAGAUAGUGUUGAAGUAUCACAUUUAUAGAGUCGCGCGUUUCAUUCGAUUGAAAUAAUAUUAAGUAUAAACGCGAACGAAAGAAAAGUCGCGUAGAAUUCGAAUGUAGAUAAUUAAACGUAUCCGGGGAAGUAACUAGGAAAUUCGCGUUGUGAAUUAUGAAAGACUCGAUCGAUUGACGUCAAGGCGAUUGUUGCAGAUCGUGCACUCGAAAUUCGCGACGGUAGGAAAAUGAAAGCAGCGACAAGUGAGCCACACAGAUAUCCGAAACACAAACUAGAUCGUAGUUUGUUAAAUUCGAUAGCCUCGGCGAGCUGUCUAAAACAACGCGCUGUUUAAACGCUGCGUAACGUUAGACAUCAUCCGAGAUGCAACGCUAGCGACUGUGUGUAUGCUGAGAGCGAGUGUUAUCGAUUAUCCGGAGAUAACGUUUUGCGACCCUGUUUGCGACCACGAAACUAAAGCAUCGGAUUGACUAUCGAGCAGUGUAUGAUCAAGUGUUUCGGCAAGCGUGUAUACGUGCACAUUAACGAACUCAUCCGACCGUAAUCGUGGAAAUAUUGAUGGAAAUCCACGGGGAUUGAUCUUCAAUUAACGACCGCGUUCGACGAAAAAUUAGAAAUAAUUUCUAAUAAACGAGAAAGGCAAAGAACUUUGUUGUAACAGUUAACACUACAUUGAUAGUAUAAAAACAAGUGUAAUUUAUUUCGCAAAUUUGAAGUAGUGUUUAAGAAAAUCCAGUGACAAUCUUGAGAAUAAUUCAGAAACGAGCUGCAAUUCCUGUCGUCAUUCUGUGUAACAUAAAGAUACUUAAAUUAAGUGGCGUAAUAUAAAAUUGCUUGAUGUAACGUCUUGACGACAAUUCGCGUAAGAUAUAAAUUAAUUGAAAAAUUAAUUAAGAAACUAAACGUAAUUAAUCGAUAAUAUAGAAAAUAAUAUACCAAAGCGUGACUGUUCCUCUCAGGUUCAAAGAUCAUGAUAAACAUCGAGCUUCCUCCAGUUCUAGUCCUAUCAUCGAGUGAAUCGAUAGGCCAGUCAUAAAGUCUUCACUUAUUAUUUCUGAUAGUGCGAGAGGAUUGUGGUGUUCUGUGAAAACUGCAAAGACCAUAGUGUAUUUAAUCGUUCUGAGUUACAUUUAAGUAUUAACGCAGAAGAACCUUGAUCUCGUUACGACGACUCGCGAUGCCUCGCGCGUCCUACCAAGUUCGCAUCACCCAUCGUCGUCACCGUGUCCGAUAUCUUCUGGAGUCCUCCAACAGGAUCACAUGGGCGUAUCCGAGGACCGCGAGAGUUAAUUAAAAUGCGAGACCUGAACGCCACCGCAUGCGCUGCUUUGUACGACGGCGUCGAAUGGUCAAGUCUGUGGAACGUGAUUACCCUAAUCGUUCUGGCGAUCAUCGAUGUCAUGGUGGUGGUAGGUAAUGUCCUAGUCAUUCUGGCCGUCUAUUGUACCAGCAAGCUGAGAAACGUGACGAAUAUGUUCAUCGUAAGCCUGGCAGUUGCCGAUCUGAUGGUCGGCGUCGCUGUCCUACCGUUCAGCGCAACUUGGGAGGUCUAUAAGGUUUGGAUAUACGGAAAUCUUUGGUGCUCCGUGUGGCUUGCGGUCGACGUUUGGAUGUGCACGGCGUCGAUAUUGAACUUAUGCGCCAUCAGCUUGGAUAGAUACUUGGCUGUGACCAGACCAGUCAGUUAUCCUCAGCUUAUGUCGACGAAGAGGGCUAGACUGCUGGUGGCCACCGUUUGGGUUUCAAGCUUCGUUAUCUGUUUUCCGCCUCUAGUGGGCUGGAAGGACAAACGGUCGCAUACCACGUACAAUGACACGUUUCCUCUAUAUGGCCCGUCCAACACCACUACUAUACUUGUGCCGAUGAAACCAUGUCCAUGGAUCUGCGAACUGACCAACGACGCCGGCUACGUCGUUUACAGUGCUCUAGGCUCCUUCUAUAUACCAAUGCUGGUGAUGCUAUUUUUUUAUUGGCGGAUCUACAACGCCGCAGUUUCCACGACGAGAGCUAUUAAUCAAGGUUUUCGAACAACAAAAGCCUCGAAAAUGCUUGGCAGCAGGUUCGACGAACAAAGACUGACCUUACGAAUUCACCGUGGUCGAGGUAGCGUCCAUAACGGCAGUAAUAACGGCAAUUCAAGAAGUCCGGACUCGAGCAGCCGCAGCUCCGUGAAGCGAGAAAAGAUCAAGAUCUCAGUCUCCUAUCCCAGCACCGAGACGCUCAACACGAAGUGCAACACCCUCGAAAGGACACCGUCGAGAUGUUCGCAAAUCUCGGUCCAUUAUAGCAACGGACAGACGCAGACGCAGCUUUGUCCAGCCUCGCGAAACACGCAUCUUAAGGUCGGUGGUGUCAAUAGGGUCGGCAGCAGCAAAAGAACAAGCAGGCGAAGCAGCUGCGAGAGUCACGUGACCGGCGACGAGUUGUCGCUGCGCGAGAUGACGCCGAGCAACGAGGAGAAGCCGCGAGUGAUGAAGCUGGGCAAGAGAAACAUAAAAGCCCAAGUGAAGAGAUUUCGCAUGGAAACGAAGGCGGCGAAGACCUUGGGUAUCAUCGUCGGCGGCUUCAUCUUGUGCUGGCUGCCUUUCUUCACCAUGUAUCUGGUGCGCGCGUUCUGUCCGAAUCACAUCCAUCCAACCGUCUUCAGCGUACUGUUUUGGCUAGGAUACUGCAAUUCCGCGAUAAAUCCGUGUAUCUAUGCCCUCUUCAGCAGGGACUUCCGCUUCGCUUUCAAGAGAAUCAUCUGCUGCAAGUGCUCCUGCAUACAACGCGCCAACACCUUGCGACGUGGCAGUGACGGCAGUCAAUUGGCAAUGAGGAACGAACGAAGUCCGAGUUACUCGAUUCGCACGACUCAGCACGGGACCUCCAUCGACGACUCGGAUCCGGAUCCGUCAUUGGAGGCGAGCCAUUCGCAGAGUGAGUCCAGAUGAUUGUAGCGACACGUCCGAGCUGGUACGCAGCGCGUCACCUUCAAUCCCCGAUCCUCGAAAGCGAGGAUAUUCUCAUUCUGAUGAUGGCAGUGCUCCGAGAGCCGCGCUCGACACUUCCUCGCGGCCCUCUCUUACUAUCGUAACGAUGAAGUCGCGGCCACUUUGACGCUUAGUGUGCCAACGUAAAUCAGUUUCUCUAUUCUACCAGACUAAUGUUGCGUCAGCAGUUCUCGUAAAUUAGAACACUCGGGUGAAGCUGGAAACUUCCAGACUCUAUCCCCGUCUCACCGCGAAUGUACGAAAUCGGUAGGUGAGUAACAGUCAGAUAACAAGCGACAAGUAGACGGGAGAG
Molecule: messenger RNA, 7741 nt
Organism: Acromyrmex echinatior (Panamanian leafcutter ant)
Lineage: Eukaryota; Metazoa; Arthropoda; Insecta; Hymenoptera; Formicidae
Gene: Oamb
Product: Octopamine receptor in mushroom bodies
Biological process (GO): G protein-coupled receptor signaling pathway
Cellular component (GO): plasma membrane
Molecular function (GO): G protein-coupled receptor activity
Source: RefSeq, a predicted model, not a curated record